This is a messenger RNA of Leishmania mexicana MHOM/GT/2001/U1103, 2172 nucleotides long. Its product is annotated as putative protein kinase. Gene Ontology annotation, cellular component: cytoplasm. The coding region runs from base 1 to 2172 and encodes 723 amino acids. Gene Ontology annotation, molecular function: protein serine/threonine kinase activity; ATP binding. The transcript has a single exon. The record is from RefSeq and is a predicted model, not a curated record. NCBI's taxonomy places the organism in Eukaryota, Euglenozoa, Kinetoplastea, Trypanosomatida, Trypanosomatidae. Gene Ontology annotation, biological process: protein phosphorylation; signal transduction.
AUGCAGCCUCGACGGCCCUUGUCCUCCUCUCGCGCCUCUGCGCGUGCGUCAGCCGCAUCUCGCCCGCAACCGCAUAGGACCGUGAGCAGCGACGGGGCAUCUCGGUCGCAGACAACGACCCCGAUGUACAGGCCGCUGCGCUACGUGGGCCGUGGCAGCUUCGGUGUCGUUCUUCUCGCCGAGGAGGUGCAUACAGGUGACAAAGUUGCCAUUAAGCGUGUCCACUAUGACGCCCGCCUUCACAACCGCGAGGUGGCGAUCUUGAACUCCGUUCUCGUCGACAACCCGCGGCACCAGCAGCCAUCGAACACUGCUGUCGACAGCAAUGACACGUCGCGGCUCCCCGAUGGCGCGACAAGGAUCUCGUCUACCUCCUCUCCGUCGGCAUUGUCGUCCUCGCACACCGUGGAGGACGUGCACCUGUGGCCUGGUACACACCAUCCGAACAUCGUCGAACUGCUCGACUUCUAUGUGACCUACGACACUGCCUCGUCAGAGCAAGUGCUGGGGGCGGAUAUGGUCGGCACCGGGGGUGCCGGUGCGGGUUUUGAGUUUCUGCCAUCGCACCACCCCACAGCGCAUCGGUACCCGUUGAGCGGUGGCAGCGGUGCCGCCUCCGCGAGUGCCCCGCCCGCUUCGGCUCCCCUGGCGGCGUUUGCAUAUCUCGAGAUGGUGAUGAGCUACUUACCGAUGGACCUGUGCUAUGUGAAGAAGUACUAUUUUCGCUUCCACGACAUGCCCACCAUGGUGACAUCCAGUUCGUCAUCUCCCCUCGCUUCGCCGGAGCAGGCACCGACAGAUCUGUCGUCCGGCGAGCUGCCGGAAGGCACGGCAGACCGCUCCCCGGCGUCACCCAAGCACGCCGGGACCGGCUGCAACGGCAGCAACAGCAGCCGCCACGGCAGCACCGGCAGCAGCGGUGCUGAUGUUUGCAACCACCUUCCCCUGCGCUGGGUGAAGGUGGUGCUGUUCCAGCUGGCCCGGGCGCUGGCUUUCAUGCAUGUGCGUCAUGUUUGCCACCGUGAUUUGAAGCCUGCCAACGUCCUUGUCGACCCGGACACCGGCCGCGUGCGGCUCUGCGACUUUGGCAGCGCGAAGCUGAUAGCGCGACCUGGAGAGGAGAAGAACGUGUCAUAUAUUUGCUCCCGCUACUACCGCGCCCCUGAGCUACUUUUCGGCGCACUGCACUACGGGUGCCCCGUGGACAUGUGGUCGUUUGGCUGCAUCGCCGCGGAGCUCUUGCGCGAGUCGGGCAAGCCCCUCUUCCGGGGCUGCACCACGAUUGAUCAAAUGGCGGAGCUGUUCAAGGUGCUGGGGGCGCCGUCGAAACGGGAGAUGUACGCCAUGAACCCCCAGUGUGCAGAGGCGCUGCUGCGCACCCGCGCCAUGCACCGUCACCAGAGCCUCGACAACGAUCCUCAUUCUGGCAGCCGCGGCGGCGUUCGGCAGGGCCGAUCCUGCGGGCUGGAACUCGAGGUGGACUACCAGGUGGAGGAGGACAACGACGUCGAGUUGCGUGGCAGCGCGCGGCAGGGCGGGUAUGACGUCGAUAGUCAUGGAGAAUUUUUGCGCGACGCGCUAGACGAUGGACUCUCGUCCCAGACUUCGGCAUCGCCUGGAAUGGCGACGGCAUCGCCGCCGCCGUCCUCCACCAAAGACCCUCGGGAUUACAAGACGAGGUUCUCUGCGUCACCGUCAACUGCAGCCACGGCGACGCUGGAUGACGUGGCACCUACGCCGUUUGAGGAGUACUACGAUGUGCUGAAGGUGCGCGCGAUACCGUGGCGAAGGCUCUUCCCCGCUGACACGCCUAUGGAGGCGGUGACGCUUGUUGCAUCGUUGCUGUGCUACGCGCCUGACAAGCGGCUCACUGCGGCGGAGCUGGUUGAACACCCCUUCUUUGACGACCUCUUCAGCGCUGCAGAUGCCCAACUGAGGACAGGAGACCUCGAUCCUGCAACUGCUAUGGAGAGUGGAGCGACAAUGUCCCCCAGCGACGAUGACGGGGUUGCAUCUGCGGCGCUGCGGCUGCCGAACGGCCGCCUGAUGCCAUUGUCUAUGUUCCAGGUCACGGAGGUCGAGCGAGGCCUGUACACAGACGCCUUCCUCACGCGCAUGGCGCGACAGGCGGAGCUGGUGGCAGCGGCCAUGAAGCAAGACGAAUACCCAUGA